Molecule: messenger RNA, 1300 nt
Organism: Penicillium samsonianum
Lineage: Eukaryota; Fungi; Ascomycota; Eurotiomycetes; Eurotiales; Aspergillaceae
Gene: abnA
Product: putative extracellular endo-1,5-alpha-L-arabinase
Exons: 4
Coding region: 1-963 (320 amino acids)
Biological process (GO): carbohydrate metabolic process
Molecular function (GO): arabinan endo-1,5-alpha-L-arabinosidase activity
Source: RefSeq, a predicted model, not a curated record
AUGCAUUUUGGUAAUAUCAUCAAACCAGUGCUGUUCGCAGUCCUCGUGCACGGAUAUGCAAACCCUGGCAGUUGUUCAGGGGCCUGCAAUGUGCACGACCCGACGUUGAUACAAAGAUCGUCGGACAAGCGUUAUUUCCGAUUUUCUACUGGCAACAAGAUUUCUUAUGCGAGCGCCUCGUCUAUCAACGGCCCAUGGACUACCAUUGGGUCCAUGUUGCCUAGUGGAUCUUCUAUUGAUCUCGCCGGAAAUGAUGACCUGUGGGCCCCCGAUGCGCAGCUUGUGAAUGGUCUUUACUAUGUUUAUUACUCUGUAUCGACAUUUGGUUCACAGAAUUCGGCCCUUGGACUAGCCACAUCUUCAACCAUGGAGUCAGGCUCCUGGACUGACCAUGGAGCAACUGGUAUUGCCUCGUCGUCUGCCAAGGCAUACAAUGCCAUCGAUGGCAAUUUGUUCAAUGAUGGUGGUACUUACUAUAUGAAUUUCGGCUCCUUUUGGCACGAUAUCUAUCAGGCUCCAAUGAGCUCGGAUGCCACUAAAGUCGCAUCUUCGUCCAACAAUCUGGCGUAUGACUCCUCUGGAACACACGCUGUGGAGGGGGCCUAUAUGUAUAAGUAUGGAAGCUACUACUAUCUCUUUUACUCUGCCGGCAUCUGUUGUGGCUACGACACAUCUCGCCCCGCUAGCGGAGCAGAAUACAAGAUCAAGGUCUGCCGAUCGACCUCACCUACUAGCGGAUUUGUUGAUGCCGCAGGUACUGCUUGCACCAACGGGGGUGGCACAGUUGUUCUAGAAAGUCACGGUACAGUCUACGGUCCUGGUGGACAGGGUGUGUUUUCCGAUCCUACCCUCGGCCCAGUGCUUUACUACCACUAUGUUGAUACCACUGUGGGCUAUGCCGAUGGCCAGAAACUCUUUGGGUGGAAUAAGAUCGAUUUCUCAAGCGGAUGGCCAGUGGUUUAGUUAGUUAGUUAGAUUAAAGUGUGUUAGUGCCUAAUUCUUCAGGCCAUAUACUGUUUCUUCUCUUUCAUCUCUCUCUCUCUCUUUCUCGUUAUUCUUUCUCCUCCUCCAGUUCUCUAUCAGCUUGCAAUACGAUCGAUGACUGAGCUUCUUGUUUCCACUCGUUGAUAAAGUGGCUUUUCUUGGUAUGUUUGCGUCAAGCAAAUGUGAUAUAAGUGUUGAACUAUGCAUGCAUGCCUCAGUCACCCUGGAUGCUUUUGUAUAACCAUCCCAUUAAUGCCUUUCAUGCCUUUGUUCAGGCCUUUGUGCAGUUAUCUCAUAGAUGCCUGUUUGCUUGCAG